AUGAGAAUCUCCUUGAUGUCAACCACUCUCGCUCAAGGUGUCAUUGAUUGGAGUCGAGAUGGACAUGUAUUGACUGCUGAGCAAAAGAAAUUCUACGAACGCGAAGGCUAUAUCGUCAUCCGAAAUGUCGUUCCUCAAUAUGAGCUCGAUCGGUAUCAGAAAAGAUUCAUGGAAAUCUGCAAGAUGAAAGGCGUUGCCCAAUCGAUGACGGUGAUGAGAGAUAUGACGAUCGCUCGCAGUGAAUAUGUUCCCGGUGAAAAAGCGAUCAUGAAAGUUCAAGAUUUCGGAGACGAUCCUAUUCUCUUCGACUAUUGCAAGUAUCCAGCGAUCGUGGACACGGUGAAAGAUUUGAUCGGAACGCCAAACUCAAACCUUUUGGCCAUGCACACAAUGCUCAUCAACAAGCCGCCAGAUAGCGGUUCCCUUACUUCUCGUCAUCCGAUGCACCAAGAUCUUCAAUAUUUCCCGUUCCGACCCGCCGAUUUCAUCUGUUGCUCUUGGACUGCUAUGGAAAAAAUCACUCGCGCCAACGGCUGUUUGGUUGUCGUGCCGCGUACUCACAAAGGACCCCUUUUGCCACACGAGUACCCGAAAUGGGAGGGUGGCGUCAACCCGAUGUACCACGGAAUUCAGAGCUAUGAUCCAAAGAUGCCGAGAUUGCAUGUGGAGAUGGAAGCCGGUGACACAGUCUUCUUUCAUCCGCUUCUCAUUCAUGGAUCCGGCACAAACAGGACAAAUGGUUUCCGAAAAGCGAUCUCUUGUCACUAUGCAAACGACGAUCUGUGCAGAUAUGUAGAUAUUGAUAAAAAUCAAGAGUUCACCGCCAACGAGAUUCUGGAUGUGGCGCGGAAACGCAUGAAAAAAUACGGAAUGAGCGAAGAAGAGGCGAAAGCCGUGCAAAUCGAUUUUGCCGACAUUUGGCGCCUACGAGCCCGAGCCGUCAACGGAGUUCGCCAACACCUU
This is a messenger RNA of Mesorhabditis belari, 963 nucleotides long. The record is from the annotation of a GenBank genome assembly. NCBI's taxonomy places the organism in Eukaryota, Metazoa, Nematoda, Chromadorea, Rhabditida, Rhabditidae.